Messenger RNA from Lotus japonicus, 1298 nucleotides. RefSeq lists its product as uncharacterized. Gene Ontology annotation, biological process: shoot system development; root development. NCBI's taxonomy places the organism in Eukaryota, Viridiplantae, Streptophyta, Magnoliopsida, Fabales, Fabaceae. The transcript has a single exon. The record is from RefSeq and is a predicted model, not a curated record. Bases 253 to 1122 code for a protein of 289 amino acids.
GAACACCAAUAAGAUUGCUGCAAGGUGUUAAGAGAAAAAUACAAGAACUGAGUUGGAGUGUUCCUGUGCAAGAGACAUUGCAUUAACAUUACUGAGAUACUGUGUAGAUCUGAAUCUAAAUCAGCCCUCAUGGAUUUUUGUCCAUAUUUGAUUCCUUCUGUCAACUGAACUCACAAUAUAUAUUGAACUACUCUCAAAACAAAGAAGGUAGAUCCAAAGACUCAUUGGAAAGCCAUUCUCUUCUCUAGUAAAAUGUCAUCAACAUCUCAUCACCAACCUCGCUCGAAGAGCUUGCCAUGUAGACCACACCCUCUCAUUCUACAAUGCAAUCAACACUUGGGAAGUUUAGAGGUUUCAGAUGAAAUUUCCUCUUCAUCAUCAUUGUUCAGCAACAAACUAACCAAUCUGCAGACUUUGUAUGAUUGUGUUGAAAAGCUGGUCCUUCUGCCACUUACUCAAGAAGUCGUGGCUCGAGAGCGCCAAGAGAAAUGGGUAGAGGAGCUUUUGGAUGGAUCUCUAAGGCUCUUAGACGCGUGUUCCGUAGCAAAGGAUGCUCUUCUUCAUACAAAGGAAUGCGCACGCGAGCUUCAAUCAAUCAUGAGAAGAAAAAGGGGAGGCGAAAUGGAGGUAACAGCUGAGGUGAGAAAAUUCUUGGCCUCUAGGAAGAUAGUUAAAAAGGCAAUCUCCAAAGCCUUGGAGAAUUUGAAGGCUUCUUUGAAGAAAGGAAAAUUCUCUCCUAGCAACAAGGACCAUCAAACCACCUCCUUAGUUAGCCUGUUAAAGGAUGUGGAAGUGAUCACUCUUUCCAUAUUGGAUUCACUCCUGAUCUUCAUCUCUGGACCAGCUCAAUCAAAACCAAGUUGGUCUUUGGUUUCCAAGCUAAUGAAAAAUAAGAAGGUUUCUGGCACACAAGAAGCAGAUCAGAAUGAAUUUGCCAUUGUAGAUGCUGCAUUGCAGUCUUUUGCGUUUCAAAUGACGAGGAAGUCCGGCAACAUCAAUCAACUGCAGAACCAGUUGGAAAAUUUGGAGUCAGUCAUUCAAGACUUUGUGGAAGCACUUGAAACUCUUUUCAAACGAUUUAUUAAAAUUAGAGUUUCCCUUCUCAACAUUCUCAAUCACUAGUUGUACAAAUCCAGAUGAAUGUUUUGUAAUUAUGUCAAUGAAAUUGACUUCUAAUUUAGUGUUGAAUGAAAAUUAUUCUCUACCUGGCUUGCUUUUUUCUAUUACAAGGAUUAGUAGUUAUUAAUGGUGUGCUUUUAUGCAUCAUUUUGUACAGUUAGUGAAGUGCUUAUGGCUCU